GCGGCCGCGCGCAGCCGGGCCCGCGGUCCCUUUAACGCGCGGCCCGAGGGGGCGGCGGCGGCGGCGGCGGGGCGCACGGACGCGGCGGGCCGCGCGCCCUCCCUGCCUGCGUCCCGGGCCGGGGGCGCAUGGGCGGCCUCGGGCGGCGGGGCAGCAGCCGGGGCGCGCGCGGGGCCGGGGCCGAGGCCGGCGGGGCGGGCGGGGCCCGGGCGGCUGGGCGGGGGCGCGGGGGCCUGGUCGCGGCCGGGCCGGGCCGGGCGGCGGCGCGCGGGCCGGGCGCGGGCGGGCGGGCGGGCGGCGGGGAGGCGCCCGUGUCCGAGGCCCGGGCCGGGCCUGAGCGCCGCGCCAUGGCGGAGACCAAGAUCAUCUAUCACAUGGACGAGGAGGAGACGCCGUACCUGGUCAAGCUGCCCGUGGCGCCCGAGCGCGUCACGCUGGCCGACUUCAAGAACGUGCUCAGCAACCGGCCGGUGCACGCCUACAAAUUCUUCUUCAAGUCCAUGGACCAGGACUUCGGGGUGGUGAAGGAGGAGAUCUCUGACGAUAAUGCCAAGCUGCCCUGCUUCAACGGCCGCGUGGUCUCCUGGCUGGUCCUGGCCGAGGGUGCACACUUGGACACAGGGUCUCAGGGCACUGACGGCCAUGCGGACCUGCCCCCACCUCUUGAGCGGACGGGUGGCAUCGGGGACUCCCGGCCCCCCUCCUUCCACCCGAACGUGGCCAGCAGCCGCGAUGGGAUGGACAACGAGACUGGCACAGAGUCCAUGGUCAGCCACCGACGGGAGCGAGCUCGCCGCCGGAACCGUGAGGAGGCUGCCCGGACCAACGGGCACCCGAGGGGGGACCGGCGGCGGGACCUGGGGCUGCCCCCGGACAGCGCGUCCACCGUGCUGAGCAGCGAGCUCGAGUCCAGCAGCUUCAUCGACUCGGACGAGGACGACAAUACCAGCCGGCUGAGCAGCUCCACCGAGCAGAGCACCUCGUCCCGGCUCAUCCGGAAGCACAAGCGGCGCCGGCGGAAGCAGCGCAUGCGCCAGACGGACCGCGCCUCCUCCUUCAGCAGCAUCACGGACUCCACCAUGUCGCUGAACAUCAUCACCGUCACGCUCAACAUGGAGAGGCACCACUUCCUGGGCAUCAGCAUCGUGGGCCAGAGCAACGACCGGGGCGACGGAGGCAUCUACAUCGGCUCCAUCAUGAAGGGCGGGGCUGUGGCCGCCGACGGCCGCAUCGAGCCGGGCGACAUGCUGCUGCAGGUGAAUGACGUCAACUUCGAGAACAUGAGCAACGACGACGCCGUGCGGGUGCUGCGGGAGAUCGUGUCCCAGACGGGGCCCAUCAGCCUCACGGUGGCCAAGUGCUGGGACCCGAGCCCUCGGAGCUACUUCACCAUCCCGAGGGCUGACCCGGUUCGGCCCAUCGACCCAGCCGCCUGGCUGUCCCACACGGCGGCGCUAACCGGAGCCCUGCCCCGCUACGGUACGAGCCCCUGCUCCAGCGCCGUCACGCGCACCAGCUCCUCCUCACUAACCAGCUCUGUGCCCGGCGCUCCGCAGCUGGAGGAGGCGCCCCUGACGGUGAAGAGUGACAUGGGCGCUGUCGUCCGGGUCAUGCAGCUGCCGGACUCGGGCCUGGAGAUCCGCGACCGCAUGUGGCUCAAGAUCACCAUCGCCAAUGCCGUCAUCGGGGCGGAUGUGGUGGACUGGCUGUACACGCACCUGGAGGGCUUCCGCGAGCGGCGGGAGGCACGCAGGUACGCCAGCAGCAUGCUGAAGCGCGGCUUCCUGCGGCACACGGUCAACAAGGUCACCUUCUCCGAGCAGUGCUACUACGUCUUCGGGGACCUGUGCAGCAAUCUCGCAGCCCUGAACCUCAACAGCGGCUCCAGUGGAGCCUCCGAUCAGGACACGCUGGCCCCGUUGCCCCACCCAGCCGCCCCCUGGCCCCUGGGCCAGGGCUACCCCUACCAGUACCCGGGGCCCCCGCCCUGCUUCCCACCCGCAUACCAGGACCCUGGCUUCAGCUACGGCAGCGGCAGCGCUGGGAGCCAGCAGAGUGAAGGAAGCAAAAGCAGUGGGUCCACCCGGAGUGCUGGCGGGAGCAGCCGUCGGGCCCUGGGUCGAGAGAAGGAGAGCCGGUCGGCUGGAGCUGGGGGCAGUGGCAGCGAGUCAGACCACACAGCGCCAAGCGGGGCCGGUGGCAGUGGCUGGCGGGAGCGUCCAGCUAGCCAGCUCAGCCGUGGCAGCAGCCCGCGCAGCCAGGCCUCGGCCGCCGCCCCUGGGCUCCCCCCGCUGCACCCCUUGACAAAGGCCUACUCGGUGGUGGGUGGGCCGCCCGGGGGGCCGCCUGUCCGGGAGCUGGCCGCAGUCCCCCCAGAGCUGACGGGCAGCCGCCAGUCUUUCCAGAAGGCCAUGGGGAACCCCUGUGAGUUCUUUGUUGAUAUCAUGUGACCGAGGAGAAUGCCCGCGGCUGCUCCUGCUGUCCCUGCAGGCGGGCACUGUGCCUGGAGCUGGUGCGCUUGCCUCGGCGGCCCAGCCUGUGCUUAGUGCCGUGGCGUCUGGGCCCAGACAGAAUGGCGGUAGGCGGCAGGCGGGGGCCGAGGAGAGGCCGUCGGCUGCGGGUCAGAGCAGACUCCAGUGGGGGGGCCUCCCACUCCCGGUGCUGGGGCAGGUCUGACCUGCACCCCCGGGUGUGUGCCUCAGGGACCCUCCCUCACCCGCAGAGCUGUGCUCAGGGCCUCAGACUGAGCUUAGAGGUGGCCUGGGUCCCUCCUCCACCUGGUUCACAGGCCCCACCCAUCUUGCCCAGGCCGGGGGCCCUCUCGCGAGUGGGAUCAGAGCCCCGAGGGCCCUCUGUAGCUGCCCAGGGGGGGUGUCUAAUUUAUUUAUUUAUUACCUGGCCUGUGUGCCCCGGGGGCGGUGGCAAGUCAGCUGGCCCCACCCCCAGCCACCGGAGCAGAGUUUGAGGUCUCCCCACGCCUGCAGGGGCACAGGUCGAGUCUGCGAGGGGGUGGGAGGGUUGUGAGGGGGAGUCAGAGGUGCCUGGGGGGCAUAGUCCCCCUGGCAGGAGGGGAUGCUGACCCCCAGGGACGAGGGCACAGAUGCACAUAGCUGCUGCAGGUCGGGGCAAGGGCCUUGGCCAGCUCGCCCUUUCUCGCUGUCCUCUGGUGGCCGCCACCCCCCACCGCACACGCUACUUCCGUCCCAGCGUCUCUGACCCGCACACGUCUGCGCUGUAGAUACCGUAUCGAGUCGGCGCGUCCGUCCAGAUAGUCAAUAGAGCUGCUUCUGUGUAAAUGCUAUUUUAAACACUAAAAAGCAUUUAAUUUUAUGGGA
Phacochoerus africanus (Common warthog) is the source of this 3335-nucleotide messenger RNA. It is a transcript of the gene DVL1, whose product is annotated as dishevelled segment polarity protein 1. NCBI's taxonomy places the organism in Eukaryota, Metazoa, Chordata, Mammalia, Artiodactyla, Suidae. The coding region runs from base 129 to 2450 and encodes 773 amino acids. The transcript is spliced from 15 exons. Gene Ontology annotation, biological process: intracellular signal transduction; canonical Wnt signaling pathway. The record is from RefSeq and is a predicted model, not a curated record. Gene Ontology annotation, cellular component: cytosol. Gene Ontology annotation, molecular function: frizzled binding.